AUGUCCUUAUGGGUGCCUUCAUCUGUCUUUAUGCAUGUUCAUCCCCUCCCCACCAUCCCAGUCGCGCCCAUCACCAUCUGGAUACUGCUGGGGAGAACGCUCACGCUCACCAUCGUACACUCAAGACCCUUCUUCCCCUCUGUCUUCUCCGCUAUCAACCUCCUCGCCUAUGGAACCUUCCUGUUCCUCCUCCGCUACCGCGUCUCAGCGUUGCUCGGUGCAAUGGUUCACGCCUCUGUUGCUGUCGUCUUCCCACUCUACUUCCUCACAUACCACACUGAUCCCGGAUUCAUACCCAAGGGCGAGCCCCCACCGAGUUAUGGGGCACAUAUUUCCAGCAGUGAGGGGCAGCGCGGGGAGGGGGCGGGAGGAGUGCAGCCCAAUGGGUGUGGGAUGGCAGAUGGUGGAAGUGUGAGAGGGGGAGGCGGUGAGGUGGCAGCGCAGCAGCAGGGAAAGCAGGAUUUGCAGCACGGGGAGCAGGAGUUGGGACAGGGGCAGGGGCAGAGGCAGGGGCAGGGGCAGUUGAAUGAGGAGCAGUGGCAAAGCUGGUGUGGAGCUGGGUGUCGUCACGGGGCUGCUGGAAGUGCCAUCGGUGAGUGGACCAAUAUGGACAUGGCCAUGUACACAUCGCCAUCUCUGCCCUUGUGUGCACAUGGCCAUGUUGUGGGCCUCACCUCUCUCUCCCUGCGCUUCUCCUCCCGUCCACACACCCCUCUCUCUGUGUUAACGUGUGGCGGUGGCCGCGGUCUCGGCACUGCUGGAAGUGACAUUGCUGUGUGGACCAUCACGGACGCACAUUCUCACUGCUCUCUCUCCUGCCUUAUCCUCCAUUCGUCCCCACACCCCUCUCCCCUACGUGCGAGCAGGUGUGGCGGUGGGCGCGGUCACGCCAUUGCUGGAAGUGCCAUCGCUGUGUGGAUCGAUACGACCACCACUGCCCCGCUAUAG
This is a messenger RNA of Closterium sp. NIES-65, 948 nucleotides long. Lineage: Eukaryota; Viridiplantae; Streptophyta; Zygnematophyceae; Desmidiales; Closteriaceae. The record is from the annotation of a GenBank genome assembly.